AUGGCCGGUGGGCUUGGUUACGGCGGGUAUGGCCUUGGAUACGGUGGUGGUUACGGCGGUGGCUACGGCGGUGGCUACGGUGGUGGCUACGGUGGUGGCUACGGCGGCUACGGCCUGGGAUACGGCGGAGGCCUGGGCGUCGGCGGCGUCGGUGUGGGCAGCAGCGUUGCCCUUCUGCGUGGAGGGCCUGGACUGUACAAGGCUGUGGCCGGCCCGGCCUUCCUUGUUAGAACCGUGCACCAAGUGAACAAGCUUUCCAGCGGUGGAGCGCUUGUCGCACACUCUGGCCUCGGAGGAGGCUAUGGAUACUACGGUGGUGGCUAUGGAGGUGGCUACGGAGGUGGCUACGGAGGUGGCUACGGAGGUGGCUACGGAGGUGGUUAUGGAUACGGCGGCUAUGGUUACAAGGGUUGA
This is a messenger RNA of Dermacentor silvarum, 414 nucleotides long. Its product is annotated as keratin-associated protein 6-2-like. The record is from RefSeq and is a predicted model, not a curated record. Lineage: Eukaryota; Metazoa; Arthropoda; Arachnida; Ixodida; Ixodidae. The transcript has a single exon. The coding region runs from base 1 to 414 and encodes 137 amino acids.